AUGGAACGUGGUAGAUAUUCGGUUGAUAUGGGUAACCUCGAGCGCAACCGAACGAACGAGAUUGGGAGGAAGAAAUCCCGCAAAGGUAAAUCACAUAUCGGCUCUUCAUCUCAAAGUCGAGAUGAUAUUGAUAGGGGUUACCAAAGGAGGGAUGGAGAUGCGAUGUCUGACAUGCAACUACAACAAGAAUUGGACCGGCAUAAAAACCGCUUUUUCCAAGAUGAACAAUACCCGACGACCAUUGACGAAGAAGAGCUCGAGGACGACGAUGUGGAGGAGAUGGCCGCGGAGGAGGGUGGCGGCAGCCACGACGCCGACGAGCCUGCCUCAUCCUAAACCGGUAAGAAAAAAAGUAAAUCUGAACCAAUGGAAAAUAAUUUUGAUAAGUGGAAGGACCCGAACACCGAGAAUUGGAACGCAACUUGCAAGUGGUGCAAGAAAAAAUAUAGCUUGGGAAUUUCCAGCGGAUACGAAUCCGCCUCAAGGCAUCUUAAGGUCAAACACCCGGUGGAGUAUGCAAAAUUAGGCGGCGGAACGAGUAAGCAAACUCAAAUUUCGAGGUUUGUAAAUAACUAACAACCUUUUGGUAAUUUCCAAUACAAUGAUACACAAAAUUUGACUGGUAUGGCUAACUUACUUGUUGAAGAAAAUUUGCCUUAUUUGUUUUCUGAAAGUCUUGCUUUGAAAGAUUAUGCACAAAAUUGUUUAAAUCCUCAAUAUAGAGGUUAUAGUCACAAAACGGUUAAGAAGGAAAUUAUAAGGCUUUAUAAAGCGGAAAAUGUAAGGUUACAAUUUUUUUUUGCAAACUUUGAUGGGCGUGUUACUAUUUGUUCUCACAUAUGGGAGGAUAAUUAUCAUAAUUUACAUUAUUUGGGUCUGACUGCACAUUAUAUUGAUAAUGAUUGGAAUAUGCAUAAAUGUGUUCUUGCUUUUCGUGAAUUUAAUGAUCGUCACACCACCGAACAUAUUUAUAUUUUGAUUGAACGUAUUUUAAUUGAGUAUAAUUUGAAUGAUAAGGUGUUUGCUAUUGGUUUUGAUAAUGCUACUAAUAAUACUGCUGCUAUACCUAGAUUGUGUGAAUUAUGUGAUUCUACUACUUUGAUGGGUAGAUUUUUUCAUCAACGAUGUGCAUGUCAUGUUAUAAAUUUAUGUGUGCAAGACGGUCUAAAAGCGUUAGGAGAUUCUUUGGAGGUGGUCAAGGGGGGAUUAUUAGACGUAUUUGGGGUAGUGGUCAACUUCAAUUAAAAUGGAAAAAAU
This is a messenger RNA of Cuscuta epithymum, 1257 nucleotides long. The record is from the annotation of a GenBank genome assembly. NCBI's taxonomy places the organism in Eukaryota, Viridiplantae, Streptophyta, Magnoliopsida, Solanales, Convolvulaceae.